AUGACUGAUAAGAAGAAGAAAUUUUUUAUAAAAGAUGCUUCAAGCACUCCAAGAAGACCAGUAAUUUUAAAAUCAGAAAGGGAUAUUUCAAAAGAUACUACAAAAGAAAAAAAUGAGAAGGAAAAACAGCCUACUAUCAUAUUAAAAACUCGCGAACAGAGUACACCGAAAGAGGAAAGGUCAAUAAGCCCAAAGUCUUUAGGAGCAGAAUCAGAAGCCACACAACCUUCAAAAAUUGCACAUAAUGAAAAUAAAGAAAAAAAAGAACAAAAGUUAAGUCAACCUAUAAAAUUGAUGACAAAACCUGUAAAACUAUUAGAUGAGAAUUUAGAGUUCAAUACAUCAGCUGUAGAAUUUCUCAAUGAUGCUAAUAGCAACUACCUGGUUGUGGGCAUAAUAGGUACUCAAGGUGUAGGAAAGUCAAUGAUUUUAAAUUUAAUAGCUCAAAAUGGACCUGUAAAUGACUUAUGGAAACAAAUACUUAAUUCUCAUGAAGUGCCUAUAGACUCUACAUAUGAUGGCAAUGAUAUAACAGCAGUAGAAAAUCAAAUGGAAAACUUAAAUUUUGAUGAAACUCCUGAAACACAAGACCCACAGAAUAAAUUUAAGUUUAAAAUGCAAGACAUUGAAUAUAUUGAAAGAGGAGUUCACUGUACAAAAGGUAUAGACAUGUAUAUAACAACAGAUCGUGUAAUUCUACUCGACUGUCAACCACUAUGGUCACCAUCACUAAUAGAAGAAACCAAUACAAAUCCCAUAACAGCCAGAAGUGCCAACAUUAUUACGGUGGAUUGUCUUCAAAUAGCAUCAUAUUUGAUGGCUAUAUGCCAUGUCUUAGUAGCAGUUCAAGAUUGGUUUACAGAUUAUAACUUUUUGCGUUAUAUACAAGCAGCAGAAAUGUUAAAACCGUCCCUCUCAGCGUCUAACGCGGCGAAUGCGAACACUGAGGGUACCGAGUCUACCUCAAGUGGUGAGAACCACCCACAUUUACUUCUAUUACACAACAGAUGCCAAUUAGAAGAUUUUACACCAGAAUCUGUUAAGACUAUGCAGGACUUAUACAGGAAAGCAUUCCAAAGGUCAAACCUACAACUGCAGUCGGGCAUGUAUAUGUACUGUGACACAAACAAAAACGGCGUGAAUAUUAACAAUGUCUGCAAAGCGUAUAACGUUGAAACUUGCGGAUCGCCCAUUAAUUUGUUUCUGUUACCAGAGAUAUAUAGCGAUUUUGAUAAUCAUGAUAUUUAUCGUGGUCACCUCGACUUCGAACAAUUAGCAAAACGGCUGCGUUGGAUGAUUCUAGGUGUUAAUAGACACCAAAUAACGAAUGUACCAAAUCUUUCUGAGAAAGGCUGGUUCCAAUAUUGCAACAAAGCUUGGGAAACCAUAAGAAUGUGUACUUUUUUCAUGGAAUAUGAACGAUUUCUACCA
Molecule: messenger RNA, 1431 nt
Organism: Brenthis ino (lesser marbled fritillary)
Lineage: Eukaryota; Metazoa; Arthropoda; Insecta; Lepidoptera; Nymphalidae
Source: the annotation of a GenBank genome assembly